UCUCAUUUGCAGUCUGUAACCAAUCUAUUUAACCAAAAAAGAGAAGAGAGCCAACAAAGAAGCAGCAAGCGUAUGAGAUGAAUCGUCUUGCACCAUUGUCAGAAGAGCCCAUAAACGAAGAAGACAACAAAAACUGCUCAAAGAAAGCCCAAACAUGGCGAAACUGGCUCAAGAACCACUUCUCUCUCCUCUUCAACAAGAAAUCUGAUCUCAAGAUCCUCUUGAGUGUUCUGGGUUGCCCUCUCUUUCCUGUCUCAGCCCAUCUCAAACAACCAAUUGCUGAAGUCUCGUCAUCAGCCCAAUACAUAAUACAACACUUCACGGCGGCGACUGGUUGCCGGAAAUUAGAGGGGGUGGUGAAGAACAUGUACGCCACCGGAAAAGUAACAAUGGCCCUGGUCGACGAGCUCAGCUCAAACGGCUCAGCUGCCGGAGGAACUAAUGGAGAUCCACAAAAGGGUUGCUUUGUAAUGUGGCAGAUGGUACCUGACAAGUGGCUGAUUGAGCUUGUUGUGGGUGGUCACAAGGUGGUCGCCGGCAGUGAUGGCAAUGUGGCAUGGCGCCACACUCCUUGGCUCGGCGCACACGCGGCCAAAGGCGGUGUUCGUCCUCUCCGGCGAGCUUUCCAGGGUCUUGAUCCUCUGGCUGUAUCAGCUGCUUUUUCCUUAGCUCAGUACAUGGGAGAAAAACGAAUCACAGACGUCGAUUGCUUCGUGUUAAAAUUGUCUGCUGAUCAAACGGACCUGGCUGAAAGGAGUGACAACACUGCAGAGAUGAUCAAACAUGUUAUGUUUGGCUACUUUAGCCAAAGAAGUGGAUUGUUGGUGUAUUUGGAGGACUCUUACUUAACCAGAAUUCAAUCACCUGGUUCCCACCCUACAUACUGGGAAACCACAAUGGGGACCAAAAUCGAGGACUAUCGGACGGUGGAUGGCGUGAUGAUUGCACACUCGGGACAAUCAAGCGCGAUCAUCACACAGUUUGGUGACAACUUGAGGGCAGGGCCUGUGAUCACGCGGUUGGAGGAGACGUGGAUGAUUGAUGAUCUAGCAUUGAAUGUAGCGGGUCUUUCAAUUGACUGCUUUAUACCACCUGGAGAAGUACAAAAAGAUUAUCCCGAAGAGAACCUUGACUGGCGAUCGCCAUUACAUCGAUGACUACAAUAAUUUUGUUUACAAAUAUUUUAAGUUCUAGCUAACUUGUGUCAUAUUUUUUUUUAGUAUUGACCUUAUAAUACACCAAGUGGCCUUUUAUUUGUGUGCACAUACAAGACAUAAAGCUGCUAAAUAGUCCUUGUUUUUCAUUGCCAUUGACAUUUUUGUUGUAUCCACAAGGGAACAGCACAAGAA
This is a messenger RNA of Ilex paraguariensis (yerba mate), 1349 nucleotides long. NCBI's taxonomy places the organism in Eukaryota, Viridiplantae, Streptophyta, Magnoliopsida, Aquifoliales, Aquifoliaceae. The record is from the annotation of a GenBank genome assembly.